AUGACGACGCAUCAGGAGAUCGUCAGAAUCAUUACUGACAGCGAAUGGGGGAUAAAAGUUCUUGGUACAUCUGUUCUGCAGCCUGAUACUGGUACUAUCUUGAGACAGACAAUCUCUGAGACCUGGUGGACCUUUUCUCAACUCGAUAAAGACCCAAUUCCCUCUCGCGCCAAGCCAGUGACACUGAUUCAUGGGGCAUGUCCUGGUCGCGAUACCUUCUCUAGCGAAACAAACUGUACACAAGUUUGCACCAAUCCAGACAGUUUGUUCGCCUCGUGGAAGACGCUAUGGCAGUGUCUAUCCCUUGCCGCCUUGACAAUUGGAAACGCGACAUUCUCUGACAGUCUCAAACAACCGCAUAAAGAGCUGGGAGCGUUAUCUCCGAGUGUCCAGAUCAACGAUGCUCUUUGGGAGUUUGGUAUCCUCUACGACAGUGAUUUCGAUGGUAGAGAAGUGCUUAAUCUUACAUACCAAUGCGCUGCUGCGAGUUGUCGUGAAAUGAGCAUGGGCGAGUGCUCAAUCGGUCAACUUGAUGCAGGGUUCUUCCAGAGCGAGAACCUGGAGUGGAUUGAAAUGUCCAAGUCUCUCCAGUUCUUAUGCAGAGGGCUGGAAAGUGACAUCAACAUUGACAUCGCUGGUCCAGGUGUCCUUAUCACAUACAUAACGCAAACUGCAAUGGCCGUGUUUGCGUGGCUGUUCUUCCUGGUCCUUGCAGCCAGCAAUCUCAUCCAGAAUUCAAUCUCGAUAUUUAGCCGCGUUUUUGGUAAAAAGAACUUGGGCUCUGAUGUUUUAGCCCGUCGCGAAUCAGUCUUGGAGUUUCUUGGGCGAACGAACCUAGCCCACGCUACCAGCACCUUUCUUGCAGAGUUCCACGAAGCACAGUGUUUCUUCGUCGCCGCGAUAGAAAUAGCUCUGAUCAACGCUAACUCACGACCGGCCAUCUUCACGGGCGCGGAUAACUGGCAAAGCCUUUUAUGGAAUCGCGACAGUGUCCGGUUCCUCGCUGGAAUGGGGGUGUGGCCCAUCAUCCUUGCUCAGAUAUCACUCCGUCGAGCACAACUUAAUUCAAUGUACUAUCUGCUUCUCUCUACAAUUGCGGUGGUGCUUGCAGGUGUUGCAGCAGAUACGGCGUCAAGACCUGAUCCUGACAGUAUCUAUAAAAUGUUUAAGAAUUUGAAUAACCUGGAAGAGUGCGGCGGCCACCCCUCGCUUCGCACAUUUUGUGUCGACCAACGAGACGGCAUCUACUGGGUCGUGUUUCCCGCAGAAAUUAUUUAUGCAUUCCUCGGGCUGCUCGCUAUUUUAUGGUGGAUCAAACUCUGGGACCUCAUCGUCGGUUCAUCGUGGUUUAUCCAGAGGCACAAGUCACUCUCAAAUGAACAGCAUGAACAUUGGGAGCGCUUGAAACGAAUCGCAUUUGGAUUCUCCCUCGCUUUGAUCCACGCGGCAGAAGUGGGAGUCUUUGUUUGCAUGUGCAUCGGGCUCGUCGCGAUUAGGGGACCGUUAUUGAACCUACUUCUCAGAGGAGAGUCGGGCACUUGGAGUGUCGGACAACUCGUUGCCGUUCUAAUCUGGGCGCCUGUUAUCUCAAAGUAUGCGCAUCUAGUCAUACUUGGUGUUGAAAAGGGUUUCAGGCUCCGAUUAUCAAGAGCUUUCGAGAUUGUCAAGAAGCCCGAAAUAGGGGUGAUGAACAAUCAUGAUUUAUGA
Molecule: messenger RNA, 1707 nt
Organism: Fusarium pseudograminearum CS3096
Lineage: Eukaryota; Fungi; Ascomycota; Sordariomycetes; Hypocreales; Nectriaceae
Exons: 3
Coding region: 1-1707 (568 amino acids)
Source: RefSeq, a predicted model, not a curated record